CAUUCUGAAUUCUCUCGCACUUUCUUUCUCUCUUUUUCGUAGCAGAGAAACUUGAGAGGAAGCAAGGUUUAUGAAUGGUGAAUUUUUGUGAGAACUGAGAAGGAAUAAUGGGUAUCAUCAACAACAACAAUAUCAAAAUAAAUAGAGAAAUUGAGAAGGUGAAUGGGAAGGAAUUGAAUUACAGUGAAUUUGUUGAAAGAUAUAUGGACAAGAACAAACCAGUGGUGUUAACUGGAUUAAUGGAUCAUCAUUGGAGAGCUUGCACUGAUUGGGUUACACCUGAUGGAAAACCUAAUCUUCAAUUUUUCUUCAAUCAUUUUGGUUCCUCCAAAGUUCAGGUUGCAGAUUGUGAUACCAGAGAUUUCACUGAUCAAAAAAGGGAGGAGAUGUUGGUCUCUGAUUUCCUUGAACGUUGCCUUGAAGUUGAGGGUUCUGCAGUUCAGUGCAGUAAUGAAAAUGGUGAAUGUAAUGGUGACUCUGUGUCUGUACCGUAUUUGAAGGAUUGGCAUUUUGUCAAGGAGUAUCCAGAAUAUGUAGCAUACAUAACUCCAACUUUCUUUUGUGAUGAUUGGCUUAACUUGUAUCUUGACAACUUCAGAAUGAAUACUCAUUCCGGCAGUGACCAGCAAAAUAAGGAAAUAUGUUGCUCUGACUAUCGUUUUGUUUACAUGGGAGUUAAAGGAUCUUGGACUCCUCUACAUGCUGAUGUUUUCAGGUCGUACAGCUGGUCAGCAAAUGUCUGUGGAAAGAAGAGAUGGUUUUUUCUAGAUCCUUCACAGUGCCAUCUUGUGUUUGACAGGAAUGCGAAAAGCUGUGUAUAUAAUAUCUUUGAUGAAGUAUCUGACUCAAAAUUCCCUGGUUUUGAAAAGGCUAUCUGGUUAGAAUGCACACAAGAAGCAAGGGAAAUCAUAUUUGUUCCCAGCGGAUGGUAUCAUCAAGUUUAUAAUUUGGAGGAUACAAUAUCUAUAAACCACAAUUGGUUCAAUGCCUAUAACCUUUCUUGGGUGUGGAAUUUACUUUUGAGCGACUACAACGAGGCCAAGGAAUACAUUGAAGACAUCAAGGAUAUAUGUGAUGAUUUUGAAGGUCUCUGCCAGCGCAACCUUGCUGCUAACACAGGGAUGAAUUUUUUUGACUUCUUUACUUUCAUUGCAUACUUCGCAUUGGCCAACUUGGUGCUCCUUUGCUACAUAUAUGGAAGAGUUGGAAGUACCACUGGAAGUUUGUCAAGAGUAGCUCAUCAUUUAUCUUUAAAUAUUGGCUCUAUUAGGAAGGUUGCAUCAGAUAUGAAACACGUGCAUGCUUUAGAAGGGACUCGUGAUUGCAUCGUGGAUAUGAUAAAAACAUUUGAAGAUCCUAGGUUUUCCAAAUUCUGCAUGCAGGUGGGAAAAACAUAUUUAAUGAUACAUGAGCAAUCCAAUCUGUCCUCUGAUUUUGAGAGUGCUUCAUUGGUUGAUUUGGUGGACCUCUGUGUUUUGAAAGCGUGCACUUCUUCUCAGAUUUACACACCUGAAGACCUCAUCAAAUUUAUAGACAAUACCAUCGCAGAACUGGGAGAUAUUAACAUGGAGUCAUCUGUAUUGCACGUUGCUUGACUGUUCUAUUGAAAUUCAUAUUUGACAGCUGAUUCUGACUACACUUGAAGUUGGGACCAGCUACCGCUGUUCACAAAUUUUAAUUCUUGCCACCUGAUCUUACGAGACAAGAAUGUUGCCUUACCAGUUACCAUCCAUUUGGCGCAUGUCGUUGUCUAAGUAAUCUUUCCUCAUCACCCCGUCUUUAAUUGAACUCUCCUACUUAUCUUUAACAACAUAUCUCUAUGCUUCCAAUUCCAUAUUUCUACUUCUCUUUAAUGUGUUCCUUGCUUUCCUCUGGUACAUCUGGCUGUUCAGAAAACCUCUUUGAUUUCAACUUUUCAAUCUUGUGUAUGUUCCAGUUGUUGGGCCUUCAUUUUCUUUGUGCCCACAAAAGAAUGACUUUUGUCUGACCAUAUUUUUUCAACAGCAUAUAACAACUUUAAGCGCAUAAGUGAGAGGAACUUGGUUAGCGUAUAAAGGAUUGGUGACAGUCUUGGUCAAUUUUCCUUUUGCAAGAAAUGAGUCUGAAUGGUAGUUUUGUGAAAGGUUGAAUGUGGUCCACUGAGUUUCUCAUCCCAAGACUUUAUUGAGGCCUUUUUGAUCCUACUGUGCGCUUGAUAGAUGAGUGGUUGGAUACCUUGUAUGUUGUUAUGUAAUUUACCAACAUAAUGUUGUAUUGUAUCUCAAAUAUUGGUCAAAGCUCAUUAAAUUAUUGUUUUAGAUAAGGAGGGACA
Molecule: messenger RNA, 2311 nt
Organism: Medicago truncatula (barrel medic)
Lineage: Eukaryota; Viridiplantae; Streptophyta; Magnoliopsida; Fabales; Fabaceae
Product: 2-oxoglutarate and iron-dependent oxygenase JMJD4
Exons: 9
Coding region: 108-1595 (495 amino acids)
Biological process (GO): protein hydroxylation; positive regulation of translational termination
Cellular component (GO): cytoplasm; nucleus
Molecular function (GO): sequence-specific DNA binding; 2-oxoglutarate-dependent dioxygenase activity
Source: RefSeq, a predicted model, not a curated record